AUGGGAGGUUUAGGCGGUGGUCUUAGAAUGAUCGAUUGGGCGUCACAAAAGCUCGAGCGUUUUGAGAAGAAUUUCUAUGUCGAGGACAAGCGUGUUUCAGCUAUGACUGAAAGAGAGGUGGAAGACUUUCGGAAAACCAAAGAAAUCAAGGUCCAAGGACGAAGUGUUCCCAGACCUGUCACAUCUUUUGAUGAGGCAGGGUUUCCUGAAUACAUCUUGGCGUCGAUUCGUGCACAAGGCUUUGCCGCGCCAACUCCCAUUCAAUGUCAAGCAUGGCCUAUGGCACUGAGUGGCAGAGAUGUGGUUGCGAUCGCUCAAACAGGGAGUGGGAAAACGAUUUCUUUCGCUCUACCCGCCAUGCUUCAUAUCAAUGCUCAACCUCUACUUGCGCCCGGCGACGGUCCGAUCGCACUUGUCCUUGCGCCCACCCGUGAGCUUGCUGUACAAAUUCAGCAGGAGUGCACGAAGUUUGGGUCGAGCUCUCGCAUCCGUAACACUGCCAUUUACGGUGGCGCUCCCAAGGGUCCCCAAAUUCGUGACCUGCAACGUGGCGUCGAGGUCGUGAUCGCCACUCCUGGACGACUCAUCGAUAUGUUGGAGACAUCAAAAACCAAUCUUCGUCGUGUCACGUAUUUAGUCAUGGAUGAGGCCGAUCGCAUGUUGGAUAUGGGUUUCGAGCCCCAGAUACGCAAGAUUGUAUCUCAGAUUCGCCCUGAUCGUCAGACACUGAUGUUUAGUGCUACAUGGCCGAAGGAUGUGCAGAAACUCGCAAAUGACUUCCUGAAAGACAUGAUUCAGGUUAACAUCGGGUCUAUGGAACUCACUGCCAACCACAACAUCCAGCAGAUUGUCGAAGUCUGCAGUGACUUCGAGAAGCGUGCCAAGCUGAUCAGACAUCUUGAUCAGAUCAGCUCUGAGAAUGCUAAGGUACUCAUAUUUGUCGGGACGAAACGCGUUGCGGACGAUAUCACCAAAUACCUUCGUCAAGACGGCUGGCCAGCUCUUGCCAUCCAUGGUGACAAAGAACAGCGGGAACGUGAUUGGGUUCUCGGGGAAUUCAAGGCGGGUCGCUCACCCAUAUUGAUCGCCACGGACGUUGCGUCCCGUGGUUUAGAUGUCAAGGAUGUCGGAUAUGUGAUUAACUACGACUUCCCUAACAACUGCGAAGAUUAUAUCCAUCGCAUUGGUCGCACGGGACGUGCCGGUAUGAAGGGUACCUCAUACACGUACUUCACCACCGAUAACUCGAAGUCUGCUCGCGAGUUGAUAUCCAUCUUGCGUGAGGCGAAGGCCGAUGUUCCACAACAGCUGGAGGAAAUGGCCAUGUACAGUGGAGGAGGGGGAGGCCGCAGUCGUUAUGGCGGCGGGGGUCGCGGUCGUGGAGGCGGUGGAGGCGGAAGAUACGGUGGCGGCGGUGGGGGAGGAGGUGGCCACGGCGAAUAUGGUGGUGCCAGAGAUCGGUGGUAG
Messenger RNA from Suillus subaureus, 1467 nucleotides. Its product is annotated as P-loop containing nucleoside triphosphate hydrolase protein. The transcript has 10 exons. Gene Ontology annotation, cellular component: nucleus; cytoplasm; ribonucleoprotein complex. The record is from RefSeq and is a predicted model, not a curated record. The coding region runs from base 1 to 1467 and encodes 488 amino acids. Gene Ontology annotation, biological process: rRNA processing. NCBI's taxonomy places the organism in Eukaryota, Fungi, Basidiomycota, Agaricomycetes, Boletales, Suillaceae. Gene Ontology annotation, molecular function: ATP binding; RNA helicase activity; RNA binding.